AAAAUUGCACGUUGGUUCAGCUUUGGUCAAUUUACUUUUCAGACAAAUUGUCGUCAACAAUUUGUCGAAUGCUAUUGAAAGUGGUUAAAACACAGUGUCACGAGUUAUAGUUCUGUUUGAUGUUAACUUCUAUGUACAUUUGUUUAAGGUAAAUCGUUUAUAAAAGUUAUUAACUAGACAAAAAAAGACUUCGUUUUACUUUUCAAAUAAGUUGUUUAAAUAACAUCUUUAAAUCAGAACGAGUAUUAUAAUUUAUCGAUAAUUGUGGCGUACGAUAUCUAAAAACAACAAUAAUGGGAAAUUAUGUUACCAAGUAUUUUUUCCAUAAUAAUGAGUCGGAAAAAGAGGAAACAAAUGUACAGUGUUCUAUAGAUGAAAUAAGCAAACAGGUAGACAUUAUGUACACAUCACCUAUAUGUCGUACAACAUUAUCUAUGGAUCCUAGAUCAAUAACAAUUGGUAUAGAUAGAACACCAAUAGAGGUACAUUCUACACCAAUUGGAUUGAAUAAAAGAACCAUUUCAGCAGUUCCAAAACAUUUGCAUACAAAGCCAUAUUUAGAAACUGAUAUGGAUAAAGUAAUACCAUUAACACCAAAUAAAUGUGUGCCAAGGAUAGUAGAAAGUAAAACAAUUCAGUUUUUGGAUGGGGAAAAUAAAAAUACAGACAGUCCAGUAACGCCAACAGUCAAUAAUCUAAAUGUUAUAAAAAGAAUGACAUCAAUAGAAAAAGAACGUUAUGAUAUUUUGGGGCUAGAUCCUAGAUCUCCAGCUGCAAAUUUUGAUAGAACACCAAUAUUACCACCCAAAUCUAUACAACGUUUAAAAGCAAGAUCUCAAGAAUGUUUGCACAGGCAGGGUAGUUAUGAGACAGAUGUAUUAUAUCCAAGAUUGUCAUAUUGUGAAAUGUUGUCGCAAUUUAAUAUCCCUGAAAUACAAGCAUUGCCUGAUUUAACUGCUGAGAGGAUAGAAGCUUUAAAUUUUCACAAUAGUGAUGACAGCUACAAAUCAAAUGACUCCAACUCGUCGUAUUCUACCGUUUCGUCUAAAAACAAGACUAGCUUUGAAAUUGAAAACCAAAUGAAAAGUGAAGAAACAACUUCAAACCAGAACAUUGAUAAUGUUGAACAACCAAAGGAGAUUAACAUUGUCAAUAAUGAUGCAAUUAAAAUAUGGAGAGACUCAUUAGUAUCCAGCGUGCUCGGGAAAUCGGAAAUAAAAAUAGCAACAGAUGAAAAGAAAAAUGGAAAUGAAUGCACAAAAAUUCGACCUCCUCUUGGAAAUCGUUCGAACAAUGGACGAACGCAAGUUUCGAUAAACUCUCCGCAGACGUUUAAAAAUAAAAAUAUAAUGCCCAAAAUGCAAGAAAAUACACCUCCGCAUAAAAGAUGCGUUGCAAGAGCUAAAUUAAACGGAAUGCAAUGGGAUCCAGAUUCGUCAGUUAUUAUUUAAUUAAUUUUUUAGGAACAUUAAUUUAUUAUAAGAAGUAUUCGAAUAUUCUGCCUCGUAGGUAUUUUAUAAUUUUCUAGAUAAUUGUAAAAAAAAAAAAGAAGAAUUGUAAGUAUAAACGUAAAAUAUUAGACUGUUGCAAUUUAUUUAGAAUGAAAUAAAUGAUUUUUAUAGCAAUAUGUUCUAUUGUUUAU
Molecule: messenger RNA, 1642 nt
Organism: Colletes gigas
Lineage: Eukaryota; Metazoa; Arthropoda; Insecta; Hymenoptera; Colletidae
Exons: 5
Coding region: 294-1451 (385 amino acids)
Source: RefSeq, a predicted model, not a curated record